AUGGACGCGGCCAAGAUGGACGAGAAUGAAUGGACGUACCACGGGGAGGGCAACAAGAGCCUGGUCGUGGCGCACGCGCAGCGGUGCGUGGUGCUGCGCUUCCUGAAGUUCCCGCCGAACCGGAGCAAGACGUCUGAGGAGGUCUUUCGCCAUCUGCAGAACAUAGUGGACUUCAGCAAGAACGUCAUGACGGAGUUCUUUGGGGAGAAUUACGUGCAUUAUGGGGAGGUCGUUCAGCUCCCCCUGGAUUUUGUGAAGCAGCUCUGUUUAAAGAUUCAGGCGGAAAGACCAGAAUCUCGCUGUGACAAAGACUUGGACACGCUCAGUGGUUAUGCAAUGUGCCUUCCGAACCUCACCAGACUACACACCAGCCAUUUUGCAGAACACCGACCCAUUCUGUGUGUAGAGAUUAAGCCAAAAUGUGGAUUCCUUCCCUUCUCCAGACACGUGGCCCAGGAGAUGAAGCGCAGAGUGUGUCGGUACUGUAUGCAUCAGCACCUGAAGGUGGCGACUGGCAAGUGGAAGCAGAUCAGCAGAUACUGUCCCUUAGACCUCUUCUCAGGAAAUAAACAGAGAAUGCACUUUGCCUUGAAAAGUUUGUUACAGGAAGCACAGAACAACCUCAAGAUAUUUAAGAACGGGGAGCUCAUCUACGGCUGCCGAGACCAGCGGGACGCGGCGGCCGACUGGAACGAGCUGGCUCGCCACCUCAAGCCCUUCUUCUACCCGUCCAACGGGCUGGUGGGCGGGCCGCACUGCACGCGCGCCGUCAUCAAGGAGCUCAUCCACGUGAUCACGCAGACCCUGCUCAGCCCCACGGACAAGGGCCGGCCGGCCGACGGCCGCGGAGGCCCGAGCGCGCAGGCCCGGAGCUGCUGCGAGGCCAGCCCCUUCGGCCGGGAGCCGCCGCGGCACGGGAAGAGCCUGGCCGAGGGCUCGGGGCUGCCCCGGGGCUGCCUGCUCUACAAGACGCUGCAGGCCCAGAUGCUGGACCUCCUGGACAUCGAGGGCCUCUACCCGCUGUACCGCCGUGUCGAGCGCCACCUGCAGGAGUUCCCCGAGCAGAGGUGGGUGCGCCGGCCCGGCAGGGCUCCCCCUCGGGACCCGCCAUCCCUGCUUUGGCCACACGAGGGCGCCGCUGCCCCAGCUGUGGCCGAGCCCCUGUGGUUGAUCCUGAAGGCCCAGCUCCGAAGGGAGCCGGGAGGCUGUCGGGGCCCUGAAAAGCUGCUGCGCCUGGACGGAAGGGGCUGGGACCGAAGUCCCCGCGUCCAUCCGAUGCAGGGAAUGAGCCGACAGGAAGUGAUUACGCGCCGGCAGCGCGCCGAGCGGCCCCCAAGAAGGGCCCGAGACCCACGGCUGGGAGGUGAAGGGGGCAGCUUCUGA
Molecule: messenger RNA, 1383 nt
Organism: Gracilinanus agilis (Agile Gracile Mouse Opossum)
Lineage: Eukaryota; Metazoa; Chordata; Mammalia; Didelphimorphia; Didelphidae
Gene: IPPK
Product: inositol-pentakisphosphate 2-kinase
Exons: 11
Coding region: 1-1383 (460 amino acids)
Biological process (GO): inositol phosphate biosynthetic process
Cellular component (GO): nucleus
Molecular function (GO): ATP binding; inositol-1,3,4,5,6-pentakisphosphate 2-kinase activity
Source: RefSeq, a predicted model, not a curated record